UCGACCAAAAGCCCAGCUGUCGCCGCCAUGGGUAUUUGCAACUCGACAUGCUGCGGAGGGCGAGCCCGCGAUGGCCUCUACGAGCCCGCCCUCGCUGAUAGCGAGCGAGAGGCAGUCGCCGACCUUCUUCAGUACCUCGAAAACCGCGGCGAGACCGACUUCUUCUCUGGCGAACCGCUCCGAGCCUUGAGCACGCUGGUUUUUUCGGAAAACAUCGAUCUACAGCGCAGCGCCAGUUUGACGUUUGCCGAAAUCACAGAACGAGAUGUCCGCGAGGUCGAUCGCGAUACUCUGGAGCCCAUCCUGUUUCUGCUGCAGAGCCCCGAUAUCGAGGUCCAGAGAGCUGCCAGUGCGGCCCUUGGCAAUCUCGCCGUCAACACCGAGAACAAGGUGCUUAUUGUCCAGCUCGGUGGCCUGACGCCUCUGAUCCGCCAAAUGCUCUCGCCAAAUGUCGAGGUUCAGUGCAACGCCGUGGGAUGCAUUACAAACUUGGCUACGCACGAGGAGAACAAGGCCAAGAUUGCCCGGUCAGGGGCUUUGGGCCCCUUGACUCGACUGGCCAAGUCAAAGGACAUGCGAGUUCAAAGGAAUGCCACCGGUGCCCUUCUCAACAUGACACAUUCUGACGAGAACCGGCAACAGCUGGUCAACGCCGGCGCCAUCCCCGUGCUUGUCCAGCUCCUGUCUUCCCCAGAUGUCGACGUCCAAUACUAUUGUACGACCGCCCUGAGUAACAUUGCCGUCGAUUCCAACAACCGGCGGAAACUGGCCUCCUCAGAACCCAAGCUUGUCCAGUCCCUGGUGAACCUCAUGGACUCUUCCUCGCCCAAGGUUCAAUGCCAGGCCGCCUUGGCCCUCCGCAACUUGGCAUCCGACGAAAAGUACCAGCUGGACAUUGUCCGAGCCAACGGCCUCCACCCCUUGCUUCGCCUCCUUCAGUCAUCUUACCUUCCUCUCAUCCUCUCCGCCGUCGCCUGCAUUCGCAACAUUUCCAUCCACCCUCUGAACGAGUCUCCCAUCAUCGAGGCAAACUUCUUGAAGCCCCUGGUGGACCUCUUGGGCUCUACCGACAACGAAGAAAUCCAGUGCCACGCCAUCUCGACGCUGCGAAACUUGGCCGCUAGUUCGGAUCGCAACAAGGCGUUGGUGUUGGAAGCGGGAGCUGUGCAAAAGUGCAAGCAGCUGGUGCUGGAUGUCCCUGUUACUGUUCAGUCCGAGAUGACGGCCGCCAUCGCCGUUCUCGCCCUCAGCGACGACCUCAAGUCUCACCUGUUGAACCUUGGCGUAUGCGACGUCUUGAUUCCUCUGACUCACUCGGAGAGCAUCGAGGUGCAGGGCAACAGCGCUGCUGCCUUGGGUAACCUCUCAUCCAAAGUCGGCGACUACUCCAUUUUCGUCCAGAACUGGAAUGAGCCCAACGGCGGUGUCCACGGGUACCUGUGCCGCUUCCUCCAGUCCGGUGACGCCACCUUCCAGCACAUUGCCGUGUGGACGUUGCUGCAGCUGUUCGAGUCUGAAGACAAGACCCUGAUUGGCCAAAUUGGAAAGGCUGACGACAUCAUCGAAAACAUUCGACUCAUUGCCAACCGCCAGGUUGCCGAUCCUGAGGCCGAAGAGGAGGACGAAGGCGAGGUCAUCAACCUGGCCCAGCGAUGCCUCGAGCUCCUGGGCCAGAGCGGCGGAUCCAAAGCGCACAUUGAGGGCUAAAUGCCUUUGCAACCCUCAACAACGAUUGGCAUAUAAUCUGCAAGUGUCGCUUUGAAACCGUGAACUGGGUUGCGAGGAGGAUUAGCGCGGCAUGGCGAAGGCGACGGUGUUUUAGGCGUCUCAAGCUUUGUUCCAGAUCAAGCCACGAGGGUCGCUGCCUUCCCACCCAAGCUUCCAAGUCAGUUGGGAAGAGGCCUUUUGCCCUCGCAUCCUCUAUUUUUUGUUUCUGCGGGCUUUGGUCUUCGAUUUUUCGUUUUGAUAACACUUUUUUUUACUUCCCCGCUCAGCGAAGAAUUCCCGAGGACGUGCUAUUUCAGGAGAGUCCCCCUUUCUUUCUUUUUUUAUGCCAGCCGAAGAGAGAGCCUUUUCCGAGGGACUGGGAGGACAAAGUGCCAUGUCCCAAAGAUGCAGACAUCGGCUUUUUUUUAUUAUUCACUUAUGUUUUUCCCCCCCCUCCCCCCCUUUCUUUUGUACAAAACAUAUUACGCAGCCAAUGACUGCGACUCGUUCCGCAUGCCUAUUGGAAUGAAAGUAGAGACAAGGAUGAUGACGGCGGACUUGAGUGGUUCGGGCACGAGCAAAAGCAGAUGUAAUUAGACAAGGAUAUUUGACAUGCUUGACACGC
This is a messenger RNA of Trichoderma virens Gv29-8, 2332 nucleotides long. RefSeq lists its product as uncharacterized. The transcript is spliced from 7 exons. Bases 28 to 1707 code for a protein of 559 amino acids. Gene Ontology annotation, molecular function: protein binding; protein-membrane adaptor activity. The record is from RefSeq and is a predicted model, not a curated record. Gene Ontology annotation, cellular component: fungal-type vacuole membrane. NCBI's taxonomy places the organism in Eukaryota, Fungi, Ascomycota, Sordariomycetes, Hypocreales, Hypocreaceae. Gene Ontology annotation, biological process: vacuole inheritance; nucleus-vacuole junction assembly.